AUGGCGAACAACGAGGCGGGCCUCGGCGAUGACGGCACGAGUCAGCUGCAAGACCUCAAGGGCAUCCCCAUCGGCCAGCUUUCCACGUCUGUGACCGCCGCUCUGAAUCGCAAACAACGCAAACUCGACGUUGAGUACUACAACUCAGGCUCCUCUUUUCUGGCGCUGCACUCCGAAGUGCAGUUGUCACUCUCGUUGCUCGACUCGUUGUCAUCCUUCCUGUCCUCCUUUCAGAAAGAUCUGUCCCAUGUUUCGGGCCACAUUUCCGACCUGCAGGAUCGCUCACAUGCGCUCGACGCUCGCUUAGUCGGCAGGCGGCAGUUGGAUCGGCUGCUGAGCAAUCUAAUCGGGCAGGUAGCGCUCAGCCCCAGGCUUGUCGAUCUCUUCUUUGACUCGGAGCCGAAACAAGGUGGCUGGUUGGAAGCUUGUGAAGACCUGGAGAGGGUGCUGGAUCAAACGCAGAGCGUCGCUCAGCUCGCCAGCAACCAUGCAGCGACAGCGGCAGGUGCCGCCGCCACAACGACAACCCAUCAUUCGACACCGAUGUCCGCCGUGCUACCUUCGACACCAUCAGGCGGCACCGCGGCGGCAACAGAAUCUGCCGCCAAUGCAGCCGGUGCUUACACGGCCCUUCCUCCCGAGUCACGCAUCCUCCUCGAAUCACGGACACUAGCGCUCUCCUGCCUAUCGAUUGCAGUGCGCAAGCUGCGACCGUACUUAAUAUCUUACUUCCAUCCCUUCAAGACGCAAAUUAGCACCAACUUGCAGGUCUUGCAAACGUCUGUUCUACUCAAGCCUGCACAUCGAAAUCUCUACGCCUUCCUUGCCAGACAGGCACCGCGUGUUGCGAUCGACGUACAGCGCGUCUACCUUGCCGCUGCAAGGCUCUACUUUGAGACGGGCUUCAGGAGGUACACGCGAGCUCUGGAGAAGAUCCGAGCGCGCAGUGUCAGAUUUUCCGGUUCCGGUGGCAGAGCUGGGGCUGGCGAGCAAGGUGCAGGUGAUGUUUCCGCAUCUAUCCCUGCUGCUGCAAAGAGCAGCAAUCUACCAGCUGCUCCCACCCCCACUUCCUCAGCAGGCAGUGCGGCAGAUAUGCUCAUCGGCGACACCUCGCCCAGCAGCAUGAGUGCCGUCGCACUUUCGCUCCUCGCGCGAGCCGGCGGUGGUAGCGCAACAGCGAAAUACAUCGAGCAGCUCGACAAGGAGGACAAGCUGUUCAUUUUAGAUGACGAACGCUUCGCCCAAAGCCAAUUCGAUGGGCCCGGCGUCGUUCUCGCUUACAUGGCAGAUAAUCCAUUCUUUAAGGCGACACCCGAGGUACUUUUCCGCUCGAUGGCCCUCACCUUCCUUGAUAAUGCUUGCUCAGAGUACACAUUUCUCGUGCGAUUCUUCGAGUCUCUCCCACCGCCACGACACAAGGCAGGCCCAUCGCGCUCGCUGCAGGGAGACAUGCGAAGUGCAAUGGCUGCAUCAGUGACGCCGCGCACAAGUAUCGCGGACAGCUCGCGCCCGAGCCUCGAUCUAUCGCGUUCCGGUGGAGGCUCACGAGCGUCGACGUUCCUCAACGUCGCGUCCCCCACCGCGGAAGGUGCAAGCAAUAUGCCCAUGACGCCGGCCGCGCAGCAGCAGAACCGCCAACAGCAACAUUCGAAGACUUCACAACAGCCUCCGCACAGCGCACGCACCGCAACGUCGGUAGGGACAGACUACACCAGUCCGGCACCCGAAGAAAGCGCGAGCGUUUUUGGGGGCCGAGCCGAAGAUCACGACGGUGAAGAUGAAAGUGGCAUGCGCUCUGCCAUCACUGCAGAUGGCGCGUUCGAAGCAGAGGGUUCGCCAGCGGAUGACUUUGGACACACAAUUGUCAGACUCACGCUCAAGGAACAGCGGGCGAGGAAAGGUAAAGGCGUGGAAGAUGAGCUGUGGAAGCAGGUCAUGGAGCCUGUUCUAGGGCACUGGACGACCUUCACCAAAGCACUGCUCAGUUCUACGCCACCCCCCCCUCUACUCUCGCUGCUCUGCAUGGUGAAGCUCAACGAGGCAUUGAUGGCCGCCGCGACCGCGCGCGGGGCAGCAUCUGUGCUGCAGGGCCCGCUUCUGACAUUCAAAAUUAACGCCUGGCCAUUGAUCCAGCGGUCGUUCGACGAGCAUAUUGGGAGCCUGCGCAAAAUGAUGACAAACUACGGCAUCAGCACAGCUGGCCGAUCGCAUAUCGGCGGUGGCAGCAGCAACAUCAGCGGCGGUGGCAGCUCGACCGGGUCCAGCACCGCGGGAACUGCAGCAACAGCAGCGGGGGUUGUAGCGGGCUUGACGAGUUGGUCCGGCCUGACGGGCCUGGUCAACGCCGCGGCAAAUGCAACAAGUAACUUUAGCACCGCAGAAAAGCUCGCGAUGAUCCGGUUGGUCUGCACGCGCUACGCCAGACUGUUCCUAUCGCUCCUCCAGCUUUCGGACGAACAGAACGAGACGAUGCUGUUCGGCAGCGUGCAGCGCUUGCGCGAUGAGGUUGAGUGGCUUGCAAAGGAAGGUGCAAAGGUCGUCGCGAAGGAGCAGGCUAAAAAGGAUGGCGCGGGGGUGCAGCCGGAAAUGGAGAUUCUGGCGGAUUACUACGACGCAGUCUGCAAAGUGCUUUCGGACCCUGGCGGACGAGUAUCAGCCUCCCUCCCGCGCGUCCAGUCCGAACUGUCGCACUGGACAGAAUUGCGCAUCGCAUUGGUCUCAUAG
Molecule: messenger RNA, 2724 nt
Organism: Tilletiaria anomala UBC 951
Lineage: Eukaryota; Fungi; Basidiomycota; Exobasidiomycetes; Georgefischeriales; Tilletiariaceae
Exons: 4
Coding region: 1-2724 (907 amino acids)
Biological process (GO): retrograde transport, endosome to Golgi; Golgi to vacuole transport; endocytic recycling
Cellular component (GO): GARP complex
Molecular function (GO): syntaxin binding
Source: RefSeq, a predicted model, not a curated record